Molecule: messenger RNA, 357 nt
Organism: Bufo gargarizans (Asiatic toad)
Lineage: Eukaryota; Metazoa; Chordata; Amphibia; Anura; Bufonidae
Product: vesicle-associated membrane protein 3-like
Exons: 4
Coding region: 1-357 (118 amino acids)
Biological process (GO): SNARE complex assembly; vesicle fusion; vesicle-mediated transport
Cellular component (GO): SNARE complex; plasma membrane
Molecular function (GO): SNAP receptor activity; syntaxin-1 binding
Source: RefSeq, a predicted model, not a curated record
AUGCACAACUCCAGUGCUGCAGAACAACUUCAUCCAUUUGGAAAAGAAGCUCUGCGGCACCUCAGGUCCGGCUCAGCUGGUGGUAUUCCGCAAAGCAGCAGUCGCAGACUCCUUCAAACACAGGCGCAAGUCAAUGAGGUGGUGGACAUCAUGCGUGUUAAUGUAGACAAGGUGCUGGACAGAGAUCAGAAGCUGUCAGAGCUGGACAACAGGGCCGAUGCUUUGCAGGCAGGAGCAUCCCAGUUUGAGACCAGUGCAGCUAAACUGAAGAGGAAACACUGGUGGAAGAACUGUAAGAUGACGCUUGUUAUGGGAGCGGUCGGCGCACUGAUGUUCAUCAUUCUCAUUAGUAAGUAA